Messenger RNA from Hemicordylus capensis (graceful crag lizard), 4970 nucleotides. It is a transcript of the gene GPR75, whose product is annotated as G protein-coupled receptor 75. Gene Ontology annotation, biological process: G protein-coupled receptor signaling pathway. Gene Ontology annotation, molecular function: C-C chemokine receptor activity. Gene Ontology annotation, cellular component: membrane. NCBI's taxonomy places the organism in Eukaryota, Metazoa, Chordata, Lepidosauria, Squamata, Cordylidae. The coding region runs from base 934 to 2577 and encodes 547 amino acids. The record is from RefSeq and is a predicted model, not a curated record. The transcript has 2 exons.
GUGCUGAGUAAUUUUCCACAGCCAGGUACUCCACAACAACAACGAAGACUGUUGUUAUUCCCGGCCACUGACUGGAGCGUGGCUGGCCGUGCGGUGUGUGCGCGCCCUGCUCUGUGUGGGGAGCGUGCGGCGCUCCGUUCCCGGGCACCCAGGUGAGGGGGCGCGCGGCUCGGUUGGUUGGCGCAGAGAGCGCCCAGGUGCCAUGAGCGCCGUGCAGCGCGUGCAGACCGCGCCGCGGCUUUGCUCCGUCCGGAGCCGGGGGAGGGAGCGGAGGCUGCUGCGCGCAGUCCAGGGUCGUCGCGCGCCACCAGAGUCCGAAUCGCCACUCAGCUGCAGCCGCCGCCCCUGAGCUGGAGUGGGGAGUGCGGGGUGGGGUGGCGGGUCCUGGCGGGGGUCCGCAGCGCAAAAUGGGAGGCAGGGGCGGGGGAGCCUGGCCGGGCUGCGCUACGUGGGGCAGCGUGAGGUAACUGCGUCUCUCGUGUGUGUGUGUGUGUGUGUGGCAUGAUGAUGAUGAUGAUGGCACGGGAGGAUCUUUGAGGCGAACCGCCGCCGCCGAGGCUGCUGCGCAGUGAGGGGCUUCUCCUGCUGCUGUGGCUGCGCUCUACUCCUCGCCAAGGAGCGCCCCCCGGCGCGUGCGUGUCUGCGGGAGGCGCUAGAAGCCCCCUCGCCUCGUCCCACCCCCCGCACACACCAGCGCAGCGCCCCAGCCCGAGCCGCUCCUGAUGACUUCGGCCCCACCCGGGAUCCGCCGCCGCCGGAGCUCUCCUUCUCUGCCUGGCCCGGGGAUGCUCCACGCCGCCGCCGUCGCCGCCGUUCUCUGCUGCGCCAGGCUGCUGCCCCAAGCCCUCGGCGCUCGGUUUUACCCACCAUGGACCUCAAGUUUCUGAUGUGGGGGUUCUGAAGGACCCGAGCAGAGUGUUGCUUCCUGUGAGGAUGAACCUGACUGGUUGGGCUGAGGCGAAGUGGACAGAGCACUCCAACUCCUCACCGCAGCUGCCACCACACUCUUGGGGCAACAAUGACACCUUUUUGUUCGAGGGGGAUCUCCAGGAAAUCAUCCACACAGCCACCCUGAUCACGUGUACCUUUCUACUGGCUGUCAUCUUCUGUCUGGGUUCCUAUGGCAACCUCAUUGUCUUCUUGUCCUUCUUUGACCCGGCCUUCCGGAAGUUCAGGACCAACUUUGAUUUCAUGAUCCUCAACCUGUCCUUCUGCGACCUCUUCAUCUGCAGCGUGACUGCUCCCAUGUUCACCUUUGCCCUCUUCUUGGAUUCUGCAGCGGGCAUUCCAGAUGCCUUCUGCUUCACCUUCCAUCUCACCAGCUCCGGCUUCAUCAUCAUGUCCCUCAAGACUGUGGCGGUGAUCGCCCUUCACCGACUGCGCAUGGUGCUGGGGAAGCAGCCCAAUCAGACCGCCUCUUUCCCUUGUACUCUCUUGCUCACCCUGCUCUUGUGGGCCACUAGCUUCACUCUUGCCACACUGGCCACCAUGAGAACCCACAAAUCCCGCCUCUGCCUUCCCAUCUCCAGUCUGGUCAGCGGCGAGGGGAAGAUAAUCCCUUACAUGUAUGUGAUUGACUUCAUAUGCUGUGUGACGGUAGCUUCGGUCUCUUACAUCAUGAUUGCCCAGGCCUUGAGGAGAAAUGCCCAAGUGAGGAAAUGCCCUCCGGUCAUCACAGUCGACGCGUCCAGGCCUCAGCCUUUUUCUGGACCUCUUAUGGCUGGGUGUGCUGAUGGGGUACAGUGCACUGUGCCAGCUCUGUACAGAAAUCAGAACUACAACAAACUGCAGCAUGUCCAGACCCAUGGCUACGGGAAGAACCUCAGCCAGUUGCCGGCAUCUGCAGCCAGCAGACUCCAGCUGGUGUCCACCGUCAACUUGUCCACAGCCAAAGACUCUAAAGCUGUGGUAACGUGUGUGGUAAUUGUCCUUUCCGUCCUAGUUUGCUGCCUCCCAUUGGGGAUCUCUUUGGUGCAGGACGUAUUGUCCAGGAACAGUAGCUUCAUCCUCUACCAGUUCGAACUGUGUGGAUUUACCCUCAUUUUUUUCAAGUCUGGAUUGAACCCUUUUAUAUAUUCCCGUAACAGUGCUGGGUUGAGGAGGAGGGUCCUGUGGUGCCUCCAGUACUUGGCUCUCCUCUUUUUUUGUUGCAAGCAGAAGACCAGGCUCCGAGCUGUGGGCAGAGGGAGCCUGGAGGCCAACAGGAACAAGUCCUCUCACCACGAGACCAACUCAGCCUACAUGCUCUCUCCAAAGCCUCAGAAGAAGUUUGUGGACCAAGCCUGUGGCCCUAGCCACUCCAAGGAAAGCAUGCUGAGCCCUAAAGCUUCCAUCGGCCAGCAGCCAUACGGAGGCCAGAGUAGUUCAACCCCCAUGAACACCCGCAUUGAGCCUUACUAUAGCAUCUAUAACAGCUGCCCAUCCCAGGAAGUGAGCACUCCCAACAGCCUGCAACCUGCAAGCUCUCCCUUUGGGUUUGCCAGGUCCUACAUUGCCAUGAACUACCACACCACGAAUGACUUGGUGCAGGAUUUUGACAGUACUUCUGCUAAGCAGAUACCAGCUCCCUCGGUGUAGCCGGUGGGAGCUGAGGGCAGUCCAGGGUUCUGCCACAAUGGUGGCUAACUUUUUCUUGACAAAGUGUGCCACAUGAUAAGGCCAAAUUAUGCCAUCAGGCAUUUUGGAAUGCACUACAGCAGAGAUGGGCAAACCUGACCCUCCAGAUGUUUUUGGACUACAACCCGAUACACUAAACAAAGCAGGGUAUGAACCUGAUCCAAAGGUAAACCAAAGCAAUACAAAAGAUCAGGGAAAUAUGCAAUAUGGCAACAUGCAAUAUGGUCCUAGGUUAAUAAUAUAGAACUACAAAAGAAUAUAAAUGGAUAUAAAUGGAUAAUAAUAAAAGUUAAUAAUGCUGCAUAAAAUUGUUUGAAACUUAAUAAGGAUUGUUUUAGAACAUCACAAUACAUUAGAAGUCCACAUACGUAUGCUGGUUAGGUAAUAAGUUCAAAUGUUGUAAAAAGUCCUCAGACAAAGCCUACAAACCCAUGUGGUUCCCAGUGAUUUUGAGUCGUUGAGGAUCUUUAUAGAGUCAUACGCAUUUCGACUCGUAGUCUUCCUCAGUGACUUCCCAUGUAUUGUUCUCACGAGGGCAUUGCACCUCCAGACUCCUUUGGAUCCAAAUAAAUUUUCAUAAUAUUUCCAAGGUCCCCUUCUCACCCAGUAGCACAUGCUAUGUCCUCAUGAGAAGAAUACCUGGGAAGUCACUGAGGAAGACUACGAGUAGGUUAUUAAAAUACCCACUUCUAUUCUCACCCUUGGUAGUGAAAUAUUAUUAACCCAGGACCCUAUUGCAGUUUUUCCUGAUCUUUUGUAUUGCUUUGUACUACAACUUCCAUAAUCCACUGUGGCCAAUAGUCAGCGAUUAUGGGAGUCGUCGCCGUUCAGCCACAGGUGGAGUUUGCCCAGCCUUGCACUCUACAGUAUAUGUGUAAACCCUUCAUGCUUGAGGUGUGUUUGCUUUUAGUCUACUGAACAAGCAUCAGCCAAGAUGAGAGGCAGACCCGACUUCAGGUCUGACUCUGCCAUCUCCUUGGUUGUCCGUUUCAUCUUUUUUCAAUUUUACAGGUUACUAAUCUCCAUGGUACAGUGGGCAUUAUUACAAUUCCCAGAGUAUUAUUUCUGAACUUUAGCAUAUCGUAUUAAAUCUGCUUUUUUGUCAAAAGGCUGCCAACUACGAAUUGCCACUUAGUACUCAGUUUUAGAACUGAACUCGAUAUGACUUCACUGUUCCUAAGUAUUUUGUCAAAAGUGCACAGUUUUAGCAUUAACGGAGAUGGUCGCUUUUUAAAGGUUUCUACUCUGAAUUGUAUAUCUUGUCAGUGCAAUGCAGAAGAAUGUUUUUUCAAGGGGUGGCAAUGGAGAUUGAAUGACAUUGGCAGUGAAAUGUGUAAUGAUACCCCCCCCACACACACACUCGCUCGCACGCACGCACACAACCCUCCCCCUCCACACAGCAAGAAUUCUGCCAGGACCAUGGUUUGUUUAAAUAUGGGGUUUUCAGCGUGUCUGAACAAGCCUGUUCCCUACUCUCUCUCUCAACAGGCUAAUUCUUGCCACUCAGAUUAGGUUGGCUGGCAUACUGGGCAACGUUCCAUGUGCCUUUUAACGAAACGUGUUUGCAGUUGUGCAAGAGCGCUCUUGUGCAAAUGCAAGGAUUGCACAAACAGAGUUGCACAAUGCAUGGCUACUCUUACGCAGCUCUGCCCAUGUUUCAUUGAAAGGCAGGUGGGAUGCCGUGUAGUAUCUCAGCCAGUAUAAUAAAAGCCAAGGAGAGGGGCAGGGAGAUGCCAUCAUUUUAGAGGAACCUGCUAGGUAGGGAGAUGAACUCAUGGAGGAGUGCCUGCUUUGUUUUCUUUGCAUCAGUCCCAGGUCUGUGCCAACAGUGACAUCUUCAUAUGGGGUUUCUACAUGUCUGUUAUAGAUCUAGACAGGCACAUUUUUGAAGACACGGACACCUGCCAUUUCAAACUUCUUUACAAACUGCCAAAGCUAAAAAGUUGUGUGUCUCUGUGUUGUUGUUGUUUUUUUUGAAGUGAGAUUUCAAAGGUCCAGUAUCUGCGUCAAGGUCCCCACUCUAUAUUAACACCAGGCUGAGCCUUUUUGCCAGUGUUUGCACCCCUUUUUGCACCAUUAUAAAUGUCUUUUGUAAUAACUGUCUUAUUAUGACUGGUCGUCUUUGUUGUGUAAGCAUUCGUGUUAUAAGAAACCUUUUUAGAGAAUACACAGAACUAAUUUUUGAUGGGUUGAAAUUGGGCACCACGAAGCCUAAGAUAGGCAGAAUUAGGCAUACAUUUGAUUUUCUUGUAGUGUAAUGACAAUAUUUUAUUGGCUAAUGCAUUUUUGCCUUUGUAUUUUUCUAAUUCCCCGAAAAUUAUGUGAAUUCCCCAAAUAUUACAUGAGGAACAGUG